GACCCAAUUUAGAUAGCAAGGCCGGCCAAUAAACAAAAUAAUGUUAUUGAAGUGCAAACGAGCGCAUAGAAAAUUUAUAGCCCAAUGAAUCACCAGAUACGGCCAUGUGAUUCAUCCCUUUCUUAUUUUUCUUUUCCUUUUGUAUAGCUUCAGACAAGCGGUGCAUGACGCACCAGAAAGUAGGGACAAAUAAAUAAACAAAUCUGUGACCCGCACGAUCCUCUGAAUAGAUCGUAUUACUCAUAGUGUAGCGCAGGCAUACAAGAUAGGAAAUCACGUGUUCAUUUGAGACCGUGAGCAGGCAGCAUAGACAGAUAAGGCGCCUGGAAUACACAAAGACAACAAGGCACCAGGCGAAAGAUUAUUGCUGGUAAUAAGCCUGGCCUCGCCCAUUAUCGAAUAUACGAAGGGCUAUAAACAAAAAUAACAUUUUAAGCCGACGAUGAGUAAUAAACUUUCUAAAUUGUACCCCUCUAGCGAGAGCGACAAAGGUCCGCAGAGAUAAGCGGGUAGUAAUAACAUGUAGGGAAAUAGCAGGCAGACAAUCGAUAUGGGCUCGGUUGUCUGAGAAGGAAAGAGAGAUCUCUUCUCUCCUUUAUAGUUUUAACGCCUAGGAAUGAAUUCUUGGGUAUAUAUACUGGGGAUUCUGGCCUAGGAAGUCAGUUCAAUUUCACAGUUCAAACCGAAAGGUUCAAUUUCACAGUUCAAAUCAAACAGUUCAAUUUCACAGUUCAAAUCAAACAGUUCAAAUCAAACAGUUCAAAUCAGAAGUCUAAUUCGUUAGUUCAAAAUCAAAGUUCGUAGUUCAAAGUUCAAUUCGUGAUCCGAAAAUCCACCAAGCGUUGACAACCAGGCGUCACGCAUCAGUAUCCGGAUACACCCAAGCGUUGGCAACCAGGCGCCACGCUAUAAAAGGUAUAACCAAAAGGAACAAAUCCCAAUCCGAAAAGCAGACCAUUUGCUUCGCUUCACCGGACCGCACUGGAGCCGGAAGAGGUUGAAGUUUUGUGGCUGCCCUAGCCGGGAUUUGUUCACGCAAAGGGGCUUAGCCCAUAAGAGACCAACCAAGUCCAGGGAAAUAGAUCCCUGGCUUUAAUAAAUUUAAACCGUGAUUCUCAGGCCUCAAUUGCCGACAUCUAGGGAAAUAAGUUCCCUAGAUUAAUCACGAAGCGCUCGAGAGAGGACGAGCGAAAAGUCUUGCCUUCAUAGCAAGCAUCUAGGGAACUCCAGUUCCUUAGAUUAUAUUUUGGUGGCUCCAGAGAGGAGAUUUAAAACUCACACCUUCGCCAAGAAAAGAACCACGAUCCCUCGCGCAAGAGGAGUAAAUCGGGAGGCUCAGAAUCACGCCUUUUUGAAAAGACUAAGAAGUCAAGAAUUGAAAUUUGAACUCUCGCGCCAGAGAGUGAAAUUGAACUCACGUGUAUUCAAACGGGAAUCACGUUGUAAGAGGAGAUAAGACUUGGAACUCAAGCACUCAUAGAAAUUGAUUUGAACACACGUGCAUUCAAAAGGGAAUCACGUUUAUAAGAAAGAGAUAAGACUUGAAAAUUUAAGCACUCAAAAAAGAUCUGAAUUGAACUCACGUGUAUUCAAGAAGGAAUCACGUUAAUUAAAAUGGCUACAUACGCAUAUAAAGCCAACCCUAAUGGGCACUGCCGUCUGUGUACGGACAAAGACAAGAAAGAGGACAUGGUCGCAUGCGAUGAAUGCGAUCGGUGGUUCCACAUUUCAUGUGUGGGACUCACAUACCUACCCAAGAAAGAUGAAAGGUGGGUAUGCCCUAAGUGCAUGAGCACAGAAAGGGAAAUGAUGGAACUGAAAGUCAAAGUCAGACAAUCAGUUUCCGGAGACAGCUUGCAAGAAAUUUUGCAAGAGAACAGAGCAGCAAUGGAGGCUCUGGUAAAGUCCAUGAGGACAACGAGAUUCGAAGCUGAACCAGGUACAAGUUCAGCACACAAUAAUGACAGCAUCGAAGGUCAAAAUCAGGAGGCAGAGCCAGAAUGGACUGUCUACCUAAAGCGACAAGCACUCAUGAGCUUGCCAAAAUAUGGAGGUGCGGCCAGAGAAUGGCCGAAAUUUAAAAAGGCCUUUGAUGAGACCACAAAACAAGGUCAAUUUAACAGGCUUGAAAAUUUGAAUCGCCUGCAAACAGUGCUGUACGGGAACGCAGAGAGGAGCGUCCGACAGUUAAUGAUGGAUCCAAAUAAUAUGGACCAAAUAAUUGAUAGACUAGAAGAUAAUUUCGGAAGACCCGAACUAGUCUAUAAAGAACUACUAGCCGAACUCACCAAUAUCAAAAGGGAGAGUCGGAAUUUGAUUACCGAGAUAUCCGAAGCACUGGAUAAUCUCGUCUGUAAUGUUUCUCUUAUGGAUAGAGAAGAAUUCCUGAUUGACCACCGAUUGGUGGAAGAGAUCAUAAGGAAAAUGCCCUACGGUCUACAGGUGAAGUGGACUGAAGAAAUGUACGACGGGGCAAAGACUUUAGCUGAUCUCAAUGAGUGGCUGAAGCCUCAUUCGAGAACCAAUAGACUGCUGAAUGGCACCAGCAGGCCGCAGCCGCGAGAAACAAGCAGACCGCAGCCGCGAGAAAUUAACAGAUCGCAGCCGCGAGACACGAGGCCUGAGCGUCGAUUUAACGUAAAUACGCAUCAGGAAAAUAGAUCGACAAUAAUAAAACGCAAUUGUGAAGCAUGUCGGGGAAACCACAAACUCCUCGAAUGCACCAGAUUUAAGGCUAUGAAGCCUGAAAAGCGAAAUGAAUUAGCCUUUAAGGCAAAGGUAUGCUUGAGCUGUCUCGCAUUUACAAACCAUAUGAUGCGAGACUGCAAAAGAGCAAAACAAUGUGGAAUUAAUGGAUGUAAGUUCAAACAUCAUCCAUUAAUUCAUAAAUCUCAUGAGAGAGAAUCAAGUGAUUCAAAUCAGUCGGAAGGACAGCAUAGUCCAGAUACACAAGCAGAUGGUGAGAUACACAAUCACCAACAACUAACAAAAUCCAACGUAUUCUACCAAAUAGUUCCUGUGACGUUGAAAAAUAAUGACAAAAUCAUCAACACGUUCGCUUUCUUGGAUGCGGGGUCAUCACUCUCUCUAAUAGACGAGGAGAUUGCGAACAAGUUAGGGCUCAACGGAAGAAUUGAUCCGUUAAUGCUAAAGUGGACGCAGAACGUCACGAGAAACGAACAAAACAGCCGUAGAGUUCAGGUACGAAUCAACGGCAACAAUGAAAAAGAAUACGUCAUGAAAGGAGUGAGAACGAUAAAGAAUCUCCAACUCCCAGAGCAAAGCUUCAACAAGGAGGUGAUGGAGAAAAGGUAUCCAUACCUCAAGAAUCUGCCGUUGAGCAGUUACAGCAGUAUACGCCCGACGAUAUUAAUUGGACUGAGUCACAGUCACUUGUUAAUUCCAUUCGAAAGGCGAAUGAGAAAACCGAACGAGCCCACAGCGCUACGAACCAAACUUGGAUGGUUCAUGUUCGGCAACAUAUCGUCCAAUGUGCAAGGCGGACACAUCAUGGUCAUUCAGCAAGAAGAUGAAAUGAACAAGGCUUUGCAGAAAUAUUUCUCCACCGAAGACUUCGGCGUUAAGGUAGUCAAGAAUCUACCAAAAUCAGCUGAAGAAGAAAAGGCUGAACAAAUUCUAAGAAGUACUAUGAAAUACAAGGAUGGUAGAUACGAAGUUGGACUUCUAUGGAAAGAUGAGGAAACGAAAUUUCCAAAUAGCUACAACAAUGCAGCAAAGAGGCUGACAACGAGUGAGAGAACGUUAAAAAAAGACCCAGAGUUGAAAAAAUGGGCAAUAGAAACAUUUGCGGAUUACGAGAAGAAAGGCUACAUCCGCAAACUGUCAGAGGAAGAAAUUAUGAAGCCGAUAUCAAGAGUGUAUUAUCUUCCACACUUUAUUGUGCACAACAAAAAUAAGUUGCCACCUAAACCAAGGUUGGUUUUCGAUGCGGCGGCAAAGACACAAGGUGUAUCGUUCAACACGGAACUGUUAUCAGGGCCGGAUGCUACUACGUCAUUGUUCGGUGUUUUAGUAAGAUUCCGAGAAGGAGCAAUUGCUGUAUGUGGAGACAUCAAAGAGAUGUUCCACCAAGUACGAAUCCGAGCUGAAGAUCAACACGCUCAGAGAUUCUUAUGGAGAGAUUGUGAUAGCAGUAAGAAACCUGAUGUAUACGUAAUGCAGGUGAUGACAUUCGGAUCAACCUGUUCACCGUCAUGUGCACAAGCGGUUAAAAACCACAACGCAGAAAAAUUCAGAAAAUAUUGUCCAGUGGCGACUGAAGCAAUCAUCAAGCAACACUACGUCGACGAUUAUUUGGAUAGUUUCGAAGAGCUUGAUAAGGCAGCAGAGAUAGUACUACAUGUUAUGAAAAUUCACGAUCACGCGGGUUUCCACAUCAGAAACUUUGUGUCAAACAGCAGAGAACUUCUGCAAAGUUUACCCUCGGAACGUGUACAAAUUUCCGGAAUCAAAAUGUUCGAAGAAAAGAAUUCAAUGACAGAAAAGGUACUUGGUGUAUAUUGGAACACCACGUCUGACACACUCGGCUAUCAAAUCAAAUUAGACAAGCUAGGAAGUGAUGUUACACAAAUGCUACGUUUACCAACAAAGAGAGAGGUACUAGCUUUCGUGAUGAGUGUCUACGAUCCACUUGGACUCAUCUCAAAUAUAACUGUGCAUGGAAGAAUCCUCAUGCAAAGGCUGCACAUAGAAAAUAUAGAUUGGGAUGACGAAAUUCCCGAGAAGUUGCAGUCAGACUGGCAACACUGGUUAGAAAUUAUUGAAUCUGCUGAUAGCGUAACGAUACCAAGAUACAUCCUCGAAGAAAGAACAGGUGAAGUAGAACUACACACCUUUGUAGAUGCUUCUGAGAAAGCAUUUUGUGCAUGUGUGUACGUAAGAAGUAUAUCUGGAAACACACCACACGUAAGACUUCUAUCAGCAAAGUCUAGAGUAGCACCAGUCAAACCAUUGAGCAUACCACGCCUAGAGCUACAAGCGGCCGUGUUAGGAAGCCGAUUAACCAAAACGAUAAUAGAUGAAACGAGGUUGAAAAUCGUCAGCAAAACAUUUUGGAGUGAUUCACAGACCGUAUUGUCAUGGAUCAAGAGUCCAAAACGAAGAAGCGUAUUUGUGAUGCAUCGAGUAGGUGAAAUCCUGGAAGAUAACAGGAAAAAUGAAUGGCGAUGGGUGCCAACAGAUGAAAAUCCAGCCGAUGAAGGCACAAAGGAAAAGCUAGGAAAAUCACAAUGGUUUGAGGGACCUGAUUUCCUAAAGCUCUCAGAAUCGUCAUGGCCUUCCAUUGAAGAGAAGGAAACAGACGAAGAGUUGAGAGAAACAGUGCUAGUUCACGAAGAACUAAGCAAACUUAGUUUCAUCGAUAAGUACAAGGAAUACUCAGAUUGGUGGAAAUUGGUGAAGAACCUUUGUGUAUUAAACAGGACAAAGGAAAGAUUACGUCGUGGAUAUAUUCCAGACAUUGAGUACAAGGACUACCAAAGAGCUGAGAACGUGCUCUAUAGAAAGAUGCAAUGGGAAGCAUUUCCAACAGAGAUGGAAACUUUAUUCAAUGGCGGAACAAUAUCGUCAGGACCAUUGGUCAGUUACGCACCCUUCCUAGACGAGGCAGGGGUAAUGAGAAGUGGAGGACGUUUGAAGAAAGCCAUGUCAGUACCAUGGACUACAAGAACGCCAAUAUUGCUCCCACAAAAGCAUCCAUAUACAUAUUUGAUCGUGAAAGCAACACACGAAAGAUAUUUCCACCACGGCGAAAACACCGUCAUAGCAGCAUUACGGCAGAAGUAUUGGAUACUGCAUAUAAGAACAGUAUUAGCAAACGUCAAGAAGAAUUGCAAUAGGUGCAAAAUACGACGUGCAACUCCGGUAGAGCCGAUGAUGGCAGAUUUACCACAUUUCCGCACAGAAGCGCAUAUACCUCCAUUUACAAACUGCGGAGUAGAUUACUUCGGACCUUUCGAAGUAGCGGUAAAGAGAUCGCUCGAGAAGAGAUGGGGCGUCAUAUUCACCUGUCUCUCAACAAGAGCAGUACAUAUUGAGAUGGCAGAAAAUCUCAGUACUGAUGCGUUCAUGGUCGUGUUAAGGAACUUCCAGAACCGAAGAGGAAAGGUCACCAGUAUCUACAGCGACAACGGAACGAACUUCGUUGGAGCAGAGCGAGAGUUAAAGUCGCUAGUCAAUGAAAUCAACGAGAAGAUGGGCAAAAAUGAAGCAGCAAAAAUGGAAAUCCAGUGGAGAUUCAACCCACCUUCAGCACCACAUUUUGGAGGCGCUUGGGAGAGAUUAAUAAGAAACGUCAAAGUAGCACUAGCAGAGAUCCUGAAAGUUUGGGGUAGGAGCAAGCCAUCAGCAGCAACGUUGCAAGCUGCAUUCAUCCAAGCGGAAUUUUUAGUCAACUCUCGACCGUUGACACACAUACCAGUCUCCUGCAUCGACGAUGAAGUGUUGACGCCAUUCCACGCGUUAAUAGGAAGAGCAGGAGAGUAUGCCCCACCGUAUGCACCAACGACCAGUCAGUAUGACACAGCGCAAUGGAGACGCAUUCAACAUUAUUCCAAGUUGUUUUGGAACCGAUGGAAGAAGGAGUACUUACCAACUCUGUUAAAGCGUAAUAAAAAUACGCAGAAAGUAGAACCGAUCAAAGUCAACGACAUCGUCUUAAUCACGGACGACGACGCACCACCAGGAAAAUGGCUUAAAGGACGAGUCAUCGAAACGUUUGUGGCGAGCGACGGGCAAGUUCGCCAAGCAAAGAUCCAAACCGCGAAAGGUGUCCUGAAACGACCGGCAGUUAAAAUUGCAGUACUGGACAUUAUCAAGGGAAAUGAUCCAGCCAUCAACUAAUCAGGAAGAAGACGUCAGUGCUCGCUACCAGAGCACCAAUAUCCGAAAGAUGCAGCCAACUGAUGUAAGCUCGCGUCAGAGCUAAGAUGUAUGAUCCAUGGACCAAGCAUUGAAGAGGACAUCCUUUGGAACCAGGCAACGUGCCGAAGAAUUGAAAUUUAAAAGUGUUUUUAAACUCUGUUAGAAUAUAAGGAUGAAUGUAAAAUAAAUGAUGCUCCGAAAACAUGUAAACAAAUAGAGAUAUAAGUAACACAGGUAGCAUAGGGUCCGUUCAGGAAUUUUAUAAAUCGAACAAGUAGAUUUAUCAGGGCCGGAAUGUUACGGACCCAAUUUAGAUAGCAAGGCCGGCCAAUAAACAAAAUAAUGUUAUUGAAGUGCAAACGAGCGCAUAGAAAAUUUAUAGCCCAAUGAAUCACCAGAUACGGCCAUGUGAUUCAUCCCUUUCUUAUUUUUCUUUUCCUUUUGUAUAGCUUCAGACAAGCGGUGCAUGACGCACCAGAAAGUAGGGACAAAUAAAUAAACAAAUCUGUGACCCGCACGAUCCUCUGAAUAGAUCGUAUUACUCAUAGUGUAGCGCAGGCAUACAAGAUAGGAAAUCACGUGUUCAUUUGAGACCGUGAGCAGGCAGCAUAGACAGAUAAGGCGCCUGGAAUACACAAAGACAACAAGGCACCAGGCGAAAGAUUAUUGCUGGUAAUAAGCCUGGCCUCGCCCAUUAUCGAAUAUACGAAGGGCUAUAAACAAAAAUAACAUUUUAAGCCGACGAUGAGUAAUAAACUUUCUAAAUUGUACCCCUCUAGCGAGAGCGACAAAGGUCCGCAGAGAUAAGCGGGUAGUAAUAACAUGUAGGGAAAUAGCAGGCAGACAAUCGAUAUGGGCUCGGUUGUCUGAGAAGGAAAGAGAGAUCUCUUCUCUCCUUUAUAGUUUUAACGCCUAGGAAUGAAUUCUUGGGUAUAUAUACUGGGGAUUCUGGCCUAGGAAGUCAGUUCAAUUUCACAGUUCAAACCGAAAGGUUCAAUUUCACAGUUCAAAUCAAACAGUUCAAUUUCACAGUUCAAAUCAAACAGUUCAAAUCAAACAGUUCAAAUCAGAAGUCUAAUUCGUUAGUUCAAAAUCAAAGUUCGUAGUUCAAAGUUCAAUUCGUGAUCCGAAAAUCCACCAAGCGUUGACAACCAGGCGUCACGCAUCAGUAUCCGGAUACACCCAAGCGUUGGCAACCAGGCGCCACGCUAUAAAAGGCAUACUUGAUUUGAGCGUGUAUCAAUUUCUACACUGAAGAAAAAGUUUAGUAAAUGCAGCUACCAAAUCUUUAGUAGUCGAAACAUUUGUAAAAUGUACACAUUUUUUGUAAAUAUUACCAAAGUUUUGUAAAACUGAUGUCAGAUGCAAUGUACAUCCCUACCAAUGAUUCGUGCAUUUUACUUCAUAGCAUGUGCAACCUUGAGUAUUUUCAAUUCUAACAACUGUGUGUGUGCGCAACCGCCAUUUCUCUAAUGGAAGCGAAGCGAUUUGGAGCCUAAAAUCGUAGAAUCCAUAGCAAAAGUUUCAUGCAGCGAUCGCAACCAACAGCAGCAAUGGACCGCCUCUGGAUGGAUUCGUUGUUCCAGGAAAUGAUGGAUAUCAGUUGGACCAAUCGUACCGUCAGCAGCGAGGAAACCAAAAACAACCGUUUCACACUGAACAAUCAACAGCUAGAAAGACUACCAACACGGAUGAGAAGCAGCAGCAACAGCGCAGAUUGUCGGUGUUAUUCGAAUAAUAUACUGUCUGCAGCAAAAACUCCACUAGCUGAUGAACGAUAUGCUACGACGAAAUUUCCAAACUUUUAAACAGCGUCACAACAUUAAUUCUACAGCAGUACUUGGCGACGGAACACAGCGAAAACCAUUACCAUCACUAUCACCGACAGAAGUCCACUAAUACUUCCAUCGAAGGAUCGGAGCGAUAUGUGUCCUAUUUGCUACACAAUUUCUUCCACAAAUCACGACUUCACGGAGCUCAACAACAGAAAAUCCGCGUCUGAGGAUGAUGGAGAGCGUCAGUUUGCGUGGUAAAUUUGCCUCAAGGCGCUUCGUUGCUGGAUCGGUACAUGCUGCCUCCGCUCGAACUUGGAGCGUCACAGCAAGCGGUAACAUCUUCAAUUCUGAUCGUAUUGUCAGCGCGGAGGCAAUCAUUAGAAGCGCGGUUGGAGCAUUCGAUCGGCAAUCAAACAAUCCGCCAACGGAAGGAAGUAGACAAAGAUUUGAUGUUCCGCUGUCACAAGAUUAAAACGACGAGCAGGUGCUGCUGACUUCCGGCUCGGCAUGUGGCUGAGUGGAGAUCCAAUUUUGAUCCACAAUGAUCAAUCCGCAUGUGACUAAACUCAGAGAUUUUUUCACUAUGCAGCUUCCAUUGGGGUUUCCAGUAAAAAUAGAAAUAACGCUGUUUCAUGUGUUGAACGCGGUUAUCAUAUUUGGCAACGUAUUCGAAUAAGAGACACCCGUGACCAGCGUGAGCCCCAUCAAAGAAAGCGAAGAGCGUACGAGAUGCAUCAUCGAGGGUUACUGUUUCGAUGUCCCGUUCGAGUACGUACGACGUGGUGCCGAUUUCCGGCGUCAAAUAAUAUUCGAAGAUGAGAACGAGUUCAUGCAAUUUUCGAUCCAGCAAAAUUUCGCAAGUGUCCGAAAAAGCACACUUUUAUGUACUGUGAUACCCAACUCGCUCGCUGAAAGCCUGCACGAAAAGCUUUUCAAUACUUUAUAAAAAUAAGAAUAGAAUAAGAAUAAAAGGGAGGCGAUCUGGCGUAGUGGUAACAUUCAUGCCUCUCACGCUAAAGGUCACGAGUUCAAUUCUCACUCACGACAUUCUUCCAAAAAUGGAAGUAAAAGUGACGAACCAGCCAAAUGAGUUGAAAGUCACUAUAAUACAGAUAAAAAAAAAAUGAAUAAAAAUUUUUGAAAUAAAAAUUAUAUUACUCAAUUAUAUUAAACCAGUGGAGGGCCAACAAAUCAGCCAUUACUGAAGCCAAAAUUGAGCCAACACUGGACUUACAAACCGUAGUUUUGUUUGACAUUUAUGUCUACCAAUUUUUUUUCGUAGGAUGUACCAAUGAUUAGUAGGGUAGAAAAUGACUAGCGAAUUGGUAAUAUUUACCAAAAAAUUCGUCAUAUAUACUAAAUUUUCUUCUCAGUGUAGCUGUCUUGACGCAAGGUCUUUAAUGAAGAAUAAUAAGAUGGGAAGGUUUAUAUAAACAUGUUCAUAAUUACAUAAGUUUAUUCAAAUAUUAUUAUUACUCUUAUAUUAA
Molecule: messenger RNA, 10144 nt
Organism: Toxorhynchites rutilus septentrionalis
Lineage: Eukaryota; Metazoa; Arthropoda; Insecta; Diptera; Culicidae
Exons: 6
Coding region: 1615-6861 (1748 amino acids)
Biological process (GO): DNA integration
Molecular function (GO): nucleic acid binding
Source: RefSeq, a predicted model, not a curated record